Molecule: messenger RNA, 369 nt
Organism: Salpingoeca rosetta
Lineage: Eukaryota; Choanoflagellata; Craspedida; Salpingoecidae
Exons: 2
Coding region: 1-369 (122 amino acids)
Cellular component (GO): CST complex
Molecular function (GO): single-stranded DNA binding
Source: RefSeq, a predicted model, not a curated record
AUGUGGGGCAUCGUGUCGCGCGACGCUCACGUGGUGCUGCUGCCAAGCCACGUGUCGAGCCUCCCGCCUGGCCAGUGCGUGCGCGUGGUGGGUGCACUCCACUCUUUUGACUUGAGCACGCAGACCAUGGUGCUGGGCCACCGUGGCGCGCGUGUUCGCAUCAACGCUGCGCUGCUCGGGCCGGUCCCCAUCCGGCGCGGCGAUAUUUGGACCAUUCUAGGUUACACUGCUCACGACCAGACCUCUGUCAUUGUGGUUGAGGCGCAAGCUGGACGGAUCACGCCAGAUGUUGAUGUCCCGCUGCUUGAACGAUGCAUCGACGCGCGUCAACGCUACCUGGAGCAACUGCACCCGUCCUCUGCGCAGUAA